AUGCGCAAUCUACGUGUCGAGCUUCUAGCUCGCAGAUCAUGGACUUGUGUUCAAUGCAGAACCUUGUCCUCGUCUGCUGGCGCAAAUGUGCGCAAGUCAAAAAAUAACCUCCCUGACGGCCCAGCACGAACGCGAUUUGCGCCAUCUCCGACCGGAUAUCUUCACUUGGGGUCGCUCCGCACUGCUCUUUUCAACUACCUGCUCGCCAAGCGCACCGGUGGACAAUUUCUGUUGCGGAUCGAAGACACCGAUCAAAAACGUACAAUCCCUGGGGCAGAACAGCGACUCUACGACGACCUGCGAUGGGCCGGCCUACACUGGGAUGAGGGCCCUUUGGUGGGGGGAUCUUUCGGACCAUACAGACAAUCUGAACGCACAGCUCUUUACAAAAUUCACGCCAAUGACCUUGUCUCCAGGGGGCAUGCGUAUCGGUGCUUCUGCUCUUCCGACCGUCUUGAUGCACUCGCGCGACAUCGUAGCCAGGCAGGGCUUCCUUCCGGGUAUGAUCGGAAAUGCUUCGACGUAUCUAAAGCGGAAUCCGAGGAAAGAGGAGCGAAGGGUGAGGCACAUGUCGUUCGAUUGAGGGUGGAUAGCUAUCCCAUGUUCAAAGAUCUCGUCUACGGCAAGACGGGCCAAAACAAGACUAAUAGCAGCAAGCUGGACUUGAUCGAUCGUGUUUACGACGACCCAAUUCUCAUGAAAUCCGACGGCUUCCCCACAUAUCACCUCGCAAAUGUGGUCGAUGACCAUUGCAUGAAAAUUACACACGUCAUUCGAGGGACUGAAUGGAUGCCAUCCACACCGAUGCACGUCGCGUUAUAUCAGGCCUUUGGUUGGUCUCCGCCUCAUUUCGGCCAUGUCCCUCUUCUCGUCGAUAAGAGUGGUCAGAAACUCAGCAAGCGAAACGCGGAUAUCGAUCUCUCGUCAUUCAAGGACCAGCAAGGCAUCUUUGCCACGACUUUGGUCAAUUUUGCUGCCCUGCUUGGGUGGUCACAUGCUCAAAAGUCCGAUGUCUUUGAUCUGGACGAGCUCGAGCAGCUAUUCAAUCUCAAGAUCACUCGUGGCAAUACGGUCGUUGCUUUCGAGAAGCUGUGGUUCCUUCAAAAAGCGCACGCACAGCGAUUUGCUGCAAAGGGUGGUCCUCAAUUCGAUGAAAUGGUGGAUCAAGUAUGCCAAGUUGUCCAGCAUGACCAUUUCGGCGAGAAGCUGGACUCAAUUCUUCGCGGCCGGACGUUGACUGAGUAUAUUGCGUCUCUAUUACGCGUGGAUGCCAAGACCUACACAACCGCCGAGGAUUUUGCCAAGCGUAAUUCUACUUUCUUCAAAACUCAGAUCGAGAGACCUCCUUAUACGCCCACGACUACAUCAGACACUAACAACCCAACGGUCUCCGUGCAGUCGCUCCAUACUGCAGCCGCGGCCCUCACUCUCGUACCGCCGGCCCACUGGAACAUUGAAACACACCGCGCCAACAUUGCCAUGUACAAUGGUUCUAGCGCUACCACUUCCACCACCGAAGACGCGGACAUCACUUUGUCCGAUAAGACUUUCAAAAAAGAACUAUAUCAUUAUCUCCGCUGGGCGUUGUCGGCUUCAGCUCCCGGACCAGGCAUACCUGAGACUAUGACUAUCCUAGGCCGGAACGAGACAAUCCGCCGAAUUCAAGACGCGAAAGCGCUUACCCAGGCAUUGGUACCUCAGGUGGGGAGAAGAGUACCCCGGAGUUCAGGCGAGAACAAGCUUCAAGAAGAUCAGAGUUGGAUGGGCACUCUUGCUCCGAGGAAAUGA
This is a messenger RNA of Penicillium diatomitis, 1788 nucleotides long. Its product is annotated as glutamate--tRNA ligase MSE1. The transcript is spliced from 7 exons. Lineage: Eukaryota; Fungi; Ascomycota; Eurotiomycetes; Eurotiales; Aspergillaceae. The record is from RefSeq and is a predicted model, not a curated record. The coding region runs from base 1 to 1788 and encodes 595 amino acids. Gene Ontology annotation, biological process: glutamyl-tRNA aminoacylation. Gene Ontology annotation, molecular function: zinc ion binding; tRNA binding; glutamate-tRNA ligase activity.